Molecule: messenger RNA, 357 nt
Organism: Didymosphaeria variabile
Lineage: Eukaryota; Fungi; Ascomycota; Dothideomycetes; Pleosporales; Didymosphaeriaceae
Exons: 1
Coding region: 1-357 (118 amino acids)
Source: RefSeq, a predicted model, not a curated record
AUGUCAUCCAACAACACCGCCUCCACACCGACCAAGGCCUCCAAGGCUUCAGCAAAGGCCCCCUCAACACCCACCAAGCCCUCCAACAUCACCACCACCACACCACAACUCACUCCACCGGCUCGCAAGGCUCCCUCAAUGGACGAUCUCGUCGAGCACCUCGCGGACACGAAGGUUGAUCACCGCAAGGACGAGCCAAUGGACGAUCUUGCGGGUGCUUUCGGACAGAAGUGGUCUCCUAACAGCACCUUUAAGGACAUGCAGGAGGAGCAAGAUCGACGGAUCGGGCGGUACGAGUACGGCGCGUUGACGUACCGGCCUAAGGGCAAGGAGGAGGAUGCUAGUGGGCGGAAGUAG